AUGACUAUCGAUGUCAUUCUCGGGGCCCAAUGGGGCAAGGGAAAGCUGGUUGAUAUCCUGUCCCGGGAGGCACAACUCUGUUGCCGAGCUGCCGUAACGCUGACUGGUAGGACGGUUUCAGGUCACAUGAUCAAGGUGGAUGGAGUCUCCUACAGUAGCUUUCACCUCUUGCCCUCCGGCCUCAUGAAUCCGCGGUGCAUGAACUUCAUCGGCUCCGGUGUGGUCUUUCACAUCCCGACCUUCUUCAGCGAGCUCAAGGAGCUUGAAGAGAAGGGCCUGACCGCGGUACACGACCGAAUCCUUGUUUCUGACAGGGUCAACGUCCUCUUGGACAUGCACAUGGCAGUGGAUGGUCUUGAGGAGAAGGAGCUCGGAGGCAUUGGUCCAUGCUACCAAACAAGCAGAGCGCGAACUGGCAUCAAAUUAACUGACAUCUUCUAUCCUGAACUUUUCGAGGAGAAGGUGAAGCGCUUAGCUGGUGGUUAUCAAAAGCGCUUUGGUGAACUGUUCAAGUACGACAUCAAAGCCGAGCUUGCUUCUUUUGAGGAGUAUAGGGAGAUGAUGAGGAAAUACGUCGUGGACGGCGUGUCCUUCAUGACAUCCGCACAGCAGAGCGACAUGAAGAUUGUGGUCGAAGGCGCAAACGCACUGAUGCUAGAUAUUGAUUAUGGCUCGUACCCAUUCGUUACUUCGUCAAGUACCACGCUUGCUGGCAUCAUUGGUGGACUCACCCUGAACCCGAAGAACAUUACAGAGACGGUUGGAGUGGUUAAGGCUUACACCACCCGUGUCGGUUGGGGUGCCUUCAAGACCGAAGACACGGAAGAGAUUGGCACCAAACUUCAGGAGAUUGGACGCGAAUGGGGGACGUCGACCGGCCGCAGACGCCGAUACCUUGUUGUUGUCAAGUACAGCAACUCAAUCAACUACUACACCAGCCUUAAUCUGACAAAGCUCGACGUUUUGGACACUUUUGAAACGAUCAAGAUUGCGAUCGCUUAUAAGGUCGACGGACAGGAAUUGGACUCUUACCCUGCGGAUCUUAAGAUCUUAGAACAAGCUGAGGUGGUUUACCAUGAGAUGCCAGGGUGGCAAACGCCGACUACCAACGCGAAGACCUACUACGAUUUGCCCAAGAAGGCUCGCGAUUACGUGGAGCAGUACAUUGAGAAGUUUGUGGGAGUCAAGAUCAAGUACAUUGGCACCGGUCCCGACCGUGAGGCCAUGAUCCAGCGCGCCUGA
This is a messenger RNA of Phialemonium atrogriseum, 1242 nucleotides long. Its product is annotated as Adenylosuccinate synthetase. Gene Ontology annotation, molecular function: nucleotide binding; adenylosuccinate synthase activity. Gene Ontology annotation, cellular component: cytoplasm. NCBI's taxonomy places the organism in Eukaryota, Fungi, Ascomycota, Sordariomycetes, Cephalothecales, Cephalothecaceae. The transcript is spliced from 20 exons. The record is from RefSeq and is a predicted model, not a curated record. Bases 1 to 1242 code for a protein of 413 amino acids. Gene Ontology annotation, biological process: IMP metabolic process; 'de novo' AMP biosynthetic process.